Cladophialophora immunda is the source of this 1320-nucleotide messenger RNA. RefSeq lists its product as uncharacterized. The coding region runs from base 694 to 1236 and encodes 180 amino acids. NCBI's taxonomy places the organism in Eukaryota, Fungi, Ascomycota, Eurotiomycetes, Chaetothyriales, Herpotrichiellaceae. The record is from RefSeq and is a predicted model, not a curated record. The transcript has 2 exons. Gene Ontology annotation, biological process: endosome organization. Gene Ontology annotation, cellular component: BLOC-1 complex.
CUCGCCUUUCUCAGCUCAGCAGCUUCAAUUGUUUUUUUCAGUUUCUCCUUUACCCUGCGUCGUAUCCAUUCCUCACACCUCCCGGUUGUCAUCGUUGCAGGCGAUGAAACAACACUCCUCCUCAACCGUCUCGUCCGUCGCCAUCCCCGCUCCCGUUGCCGUUUCCGCGCCUAGUCUCGUCUCCUGGUUCUAGUUUGCUGCUCUUCCGAGCACGCUUUUCAUCGACUGCUCUGCCGACUGUUGUCCUACCCCUCUUGGCAUGAGCUGAACCCGAACCGCCUGCUCACCGUUAAAUAGGGUCUCUCCACCACCAGCCGCCGGGAUCCUGGGAGGGGUGAGGAGAGGAAGCCCAAAAAAAAAGAAAGAGAGCAGAAAAAAAAUCCCAGUCAGCCGUGUGUCUGAGACAGCCAGAUUUGCGAGCGCUUCGCCAAACUUGAGGCUCUGCGGUCGCUAGCGACGCGCCCAUCCAUACGUCAAAGCUACAAUGACCAGGCUCAUCCCGACUGCCAUAUCUCGCAGCUCGUUCGCUGUCUGGUGCCUCUUGCACCACUCUUGACGGCUUCUCGCAAACCUAUCAGCUCUCAGAACUGCUAUGUGCCGUUUGACCACCACGGGUACCUGUCGAAGCUCAUCUGCCUCAACGCUUAGAUUGGUCACUUCUACUGCUGUCUCUGCUGCCCGCCCGGGACGUCCAUGUCCGCGACUCAGUCAGUCGCCGACUCCGUUCUGGGUUUAACUCAAUCUGAGUUGUUUCUCCUCCGACAACAGCAACAAAUCCUGGCCCAGCGAAGUCAUCAAGGCGGCAUGCCCGACCGUGGUCGUGGCACUAGCAGGCAGUCGCAGCCUAGCUCCCGUGCGGUCAGUGCCGCCAGCAGCCAAAGCGUCCCGGGGCGGAUUAUGCUAGAUCCCCAUAGUCUGCAGGCUUUAUAUGCGCACCUGGAGAAUGUGAUGAGGAGUAUCCAGCGACGGAUUGGCGAGCUCGAAGAUGCCACCGAACAGUCAGUCAGAAACUCCAGCAGCCGAGCUGGAGGCGUCGUGCAGAAUGCAGAAAAUGAGAUUGUCAGGAUGCGGCGCAUCAUGGCCGAGAUAGACAAGCUCGAAGAAGAGUUUGAGAAAAUCAAGCGAAUUCGUGACAAGAUAAAGGGCAUCAGAAACAAUGUGGACGAGCUGAGUGACAGGCUCGAUCGCAGUCGUCCAAGCGGCCACAGCUCUGGCGGAGCACGACCUCGGCGCUGAAGUGCAAUUGGUCUCUCGGGACGUUGAGCGAUCCUGAACUUUACAAGCAACUAUAAUUCUACGAAGGACUGGGACCCCGCCGGG